Molecule: messenger RNA, 930 nt
Organism: Trichomonas vaginalis G3
Lineage: Eukaryota; Parabasalia; Trichomonadida; Trichomonadidae
Product: ribonuclease inhibitor domain-containing protein
Exons: 1
Coding region: 1-930 (309 amino acids)
Source: RefSeq, a predicted model, not a curated record
AUGGAUACAAUUAUCAUUCCAAGCAACUCUAAAAUUUCCUCUUUGGGUUAUAAUAUGUUAGCUAACACAUUAAUUAGAAUGUUUAAUAUUCCAGCGUUAGUAAAUACUAUUGAAAAAGGAUGCUUCGAAUAUGCCUUUCUUGAUAGUAUAACAGUAAGUUCAGGAAAUAAUAACUUCAAAAUUGAAAAUAAUAUGAUCUUAACAAUAGAUGGUUCAAUUUCACUUGGAUACCCAUUAAGAAUGACAGGAACAGCAGUUUUUCCAAAUGGUGUUAAUAGAAUUGAGUAUGCAUUAUUUGGCAGCACAUCGAUUUCUCAUGUCCAGUUUCCAGAUUCACUCAAAGAAAUUGGAGCUUAUGCUUUCUAUAAGUCGAAAAUUCAAGAUGUUUUUAUUCCGAAUUCUGUUACCAGUAUAGGAUACAAUGCUUUUGCUUCAUGCCCGAAUCUUGCUUCGGUAAGACUUUCUGAAAGCCUUACGAUUUUAGACGCAUAUACUUUUCAAGAGGCAUUAAUAACUUCAAUAAAUUUUCCAGAUUCUAUUAAAAGAAUAGAAACAAGUUGCUUUGUUAGAUGUUGGAAACUUUCUGAAGUCACACUACCAGAUAAUAUUACUUAUCUUGCCGGAAAUGCAUUUCCAAAAACUACUAAAUUAAAAUUUGGCCCUAAUUCCAAUUUAUAUAUUGAUUCCCAACUCUUAAUUAUUGAUAAAAGUAAUCAAACGAUUAAUGGAUAUAUAGGAGAGAAUGUUGAAAAAGAAUUUGUAAUAUUAAACUCGAUACAAACAAUAACAAGUUCUGUAUUUGAUGGAAGAGAUAAAAUAUCAAAAAUAACAUUUCCGGGUGAUUCAAUGUUGAAAUCAAUAAAAAAUGCUGCAUUCAGCAAUUGCAUAUCUUCAAUUUGUGGAUCUACCUUCCACUAUAGUGACAAUUGA